Molecule: messenger RNA, 1928 nt
Organism: Polyodon spathula (Mississippi paddlefish)
Lineage: Eukaryota; Metazoa; Chordata; Actinopteri; Acipenseriformes; Polyodontidae
Product: cyclic AMP-dependent transcription factor ATF-5-like
Exons: 3
Coding region: 347-1333 (328 amino acids)
Biological process (GO): regulation of transcription by RNA polymerase II
Cellular component (GO): nucleus
Molecular function (GO): DNA-binding transcription activator activity, RNA polymerase II-specific; RNA polymerase II transcription regulatory region sequence-specific DNA binding
Source: RefSeq, a predicted model, not a curated record
ACACUGUUUGAGGUGUGCAACUGCAGUGUAGUUAAAAGUCAAAGUUCUAAUUGGCUGUGGCUGAGGACUGCUGCUCUGAUUGGUUGGUGGUGAUGCCAGUCUUCUCCAGUGUGUGUGUCUGUAUUUAAGGCAGGGAACAGAGACAUUUGAUCCAUUCAGUGUCCUUGGGCCAGGCUUUGUUGCUGGAAAGUGCCAUGGACUCAUAAUUAGACACACCACAGCAGUCCAGAGCAGAGAGCAAAUAUGGAACUUCAAGAUGAACUCGCUGUGUGUUCUGUAAUACACAGCCUGAAGGAUCAGAGAAGCAGAGCUCUUGUGUUUUUGCACGACCACGUUUGCAGCAGGGAUGGACCUGGCUGAUGCAUUGAGGAUGGAGAGCCUGUAUCCAGAACUUGUUUCCCUGACCGCUGAGCCGGAGUUCCUGGGAUCGGGGGUGGCAGGGGCCGCGCCCCUCUCCCUGCUGUUUGUGCUGAAGGAGGAGGAGGAGGAUGGGGGCUUCACACUGCCAGAGCACAGCCUGCUCCACUCCCACAAUACCUGUAUAUCUGAAAUGGACUGGAUGGGAGAAGACAUGGACAUUCACCUCCUGGACACCCUUGUAGAGGACUCACCAGUGAUCUCUCCGGCUCUGUUGGGUGCGGUGGAGAGAACCUCGAAACUCCUCCCUGCUCCCCGCGGCCUCCUCGAAACAGAAGCCGAGCCGGCAUGUCUGGGCUUGUCCUCGACGACAGAUCAGGUGGCUCCCUACACCCCACCUCUAUCCCCUCGUGUGCCCGCAGGAACAGCAGGCAGCACCCCUGUGACUAAUUAUCCCAAUAACACUGCAGAACUAGCAGGCUGCCAACUGCCUGAUACAGUGGAAAUCAAGGAGAUUCGGUGCAAUUCUUUAUUUCUAAUUGACCAUUUGCUGGUGCCUGUAAGAGACCAGGGCUCAGGUGUUCUUACAUCAGAACCCAUAACAGUUACCCCUGUUGGGGCAGAACCCUCCCCCAACUCCCCUAAGAGGAGGGGGAGCUUGCUGAGGCUUCAAAAGGUCGCCCGUUCCUCCGCCCCCUCUUCCCUGGGCAGAAAGUUUAAGAAGAAGGAACAGAAUAAAAAUGCAGCGACACGGUACAGGCAGAAGAAGAGAGCCGAGAGAGGCUUGAUGGAAAGUGAGUGUUAUGAGCUGCAGUGCAGGAAUCGGGAGCUGACAGAGAGGGCGGAAUCGAUAGAAAGGGAGAUCCAGUGUCUGAAAGAGUUGCUGGAGGAGAUUAAGAAAAGGAGGACUAGCUGUGAGAGCGUGGGGGCACCUGCUCCUGCAAACCAGACUGGGCAUCAGAAAGCACCUGCUUGAAGGGCUUUUUCUUGGGUAGAAAAAAACCCUAAUCAGUGAAACUGUUACUGCAUUCUGCUUUUUAAUACUGCCUGAAAUCCGUGACAGAACUUACAAAGGACUGUCUCUCGUCAUGGCCAAUAGUGUCAUUGCCAUCAGUUCGUUAAAUUAUUACUUUAAUUGAAAAUGACCGUGUAACUGUAGGCUGUACACAGUCCUAUGAUAUUGCAUGCUAACACAGGUUUUAAAUGUGUAUAAUUAACAGACAUGUUCCAAAAUGUGAUCUUCCAUCUCUCCUGGUUUCUCUAUAACAAUGCAGAGCAUGUGCAGCCAACAAGUUGAAAAGGUUUUGGUAAAUAAAGGUAUCCAAUGCCUAACCAGCCUGUGCUUUACAGCAGGGGGGUGGGGGUAUAAUUGAGAUGAAAUAUCUCUGGGAACUAAAAAUAUUUUUUCAAUUUGUGUCAUAUGGUUCCAGUAGGUAUACAAGCCCGGUUGUCGGUCUCUGUGUCAGCAGUUCCACUUUGGUUAGGUAUGUGUACAGCAGGUUAUGCACAGAUCUAAAAAUCUAGAAUAAUGUUUUGAUGUUUAAAGAACGUAAGCACAUCUGGGAGGAGGG